AGAACGCGUGGCCAUUUGACAGAUAAUGAGGUGUUUGAGAAUAUUUUUUGCCAUUCUUUCCAACACGUUUAAAGAAUGUUAUCAAAAUAGAUAACGAUGCUGUAUUAUCAUUCGGCUAGCAGCUCGUGAAGUCGUGCUGGCGAUAACAAUUGCAUUAUAAUAAUAAGUUUUGGUUAGAAAUGCGCGUUCCCUGACGGUACGGCUCGCCGUUUUUGGAGUCGUAGUGUUUCGUUUAUUUCUGUAAAGGGCGCGCAAAUAUUAUGUAUGUUAUAUAACGAAUGUUGUUAGUUUAUCGCGAGUGAAUUAAUACUGUAAGAUGAAGGUGGUGGCAUUGGUGAGCGGUGGGAAGGACAGCUGUUACAACAUGAUGCAGUGUGUUGGCGCCGGGCAUACUCUCGUGGCCCUAGCGAACCUCCAGCCGCAACAUAAAGACGAGCUGGAUAGCUACAUGUACCAAACGGUGGGCCAUCAGGGUAUUGACCUCUAUGCGGAGGCCAUGGGCCUGCCGCUGUACAGGGAGGUGAUAUCCGGCACUGCGGUGAACCAGGGAAAGAUCUACAAGCCCACAGAUGAUGAUGAGGUGGAGGAUAUGUACAGGCUGCUGGCUAGGAUCAAGAGUGAGAUGGCGAUAGAAGCAGUUGCAGUUGGGGCCAUUUUGUCUGAUUACCAAAGAAUUAGAGUAGAAAAUGUGUGCCGAAGGUUAGGUCUAGUCUCUCUCGCCUAUUUAUGGCGAAGGAACCAAAAGGAACUUUUACAGGAAAUGAUAACUAGCAAUGUCGAAGCAAUUAUAAUAAAGGUGGCUUGCCUAGGGCUGGAUCCGCACGUACACCUAGGCAUGUCGAUCCGGGACAUCCAGCCGCACUUGCUGCUGAUGCAGGAGAAGUACGGCCUGAACGUGUGCGGAGAGGGCGGGGAGUAUGAGACCUUCACGCUUGACUGUCCGCUCUUUAAGAAGCGGCUCGUCAUCGACGAAAAAGAACUAAUAGUCUGUUCUGACGACUCGGUCGCUCCGGCCGGUUACCUCAACCUCAAAGUGCACCUCGAACCAAAAGCGCAACCAACACCCAUCGAACUACCUCCCACUGUGAAAAACGCCUUAGACUACGUAAACGACCUUAGCGACACCGUGUUCAGCGACCUAAGCGACAUCGAGCUGAGCGAGACGGAGCUAGAAUCUAUUGAGAAGUUAGAAAAGGAGGAGAAGAAAAAGCACAAAGAACUGAACCCAUUGCUCAACACUCAAGAUAGCAUAGACGCCGACCAGAAUGAUAGCGUAGAAAGUAUAGGUUAUAACUACGAUAUGCACGGGCAUAGAGAUAUCCUUCCGGUCUUGGACCAUAGUUCUAUAUAUGGAAAUAGCCACGGAUGGUACUAUAUCGGGGGGAUAGUCGGAGAAGGAGUGGACACCGCGCUGGCGACGAAGGAUGCUGUGAAGAAACUCAUUAACCUCCUAAACUCGCAAGACAUGCGUCUCGAAGACGUAUGCUCCGUCAACAUAUAUAUGAGAGACAUGGGCGACUACGCGGCCCUGAACGAAGUAUAUGUGGACGCGUUCAACUUCGUCAACCCGCCGACCAGGGUGUGUGUGCAGUGCCCGCUCCCUGAUGACGUGGGGCUCAUAUUGGACGCUGUAAGUACUAAAAUAGAAGAUACAUGCUUCGUCAACAUAUAUAUGAGAGAUAUGGGCGACUAUGCGGCCCUGAACGAAGUCUAUGUGGACGCGUUCAACUUCGUCAACCCGCCGACCAGGGUGUGUGUGCAGUGCCCGCUCCCUGAUGACGUGGGGCUCAUAUUGGACGCUGUAGCGCAUAAGUCGAGCAGCCAGAACUAUGACCCUGACGGGAACUCGAAGGAACGAGUUACGAUGCACGUCCAGGGAAUCUCGCACUGGGCGCCGGCCAAUAUCGGACCUUACAGUCAAGCAGUUAAAGUGGGCGAAGUAAUCGGCACUUGCGGUCAAAUAGCCCUGGUGCCGGGCUCCAUGCAGCUGCUGGAGGGCGGCGCGCGGCGGCAGUGCGCGCUGGCGCUGCGCCACCUCACGCGCGUCGUGCGCGCCGUCUGCCCCAGAGCGCACAUCCGCAGCGUGGCGCAGAGUGUUUGCUACAUGACGCACGGCGGCAUCGCGAGCGAGGCGCGGAGGCAGCUAGAGCGGCGCACGGCGGGCGCCAUCGUGCAGUACGCCGUCGUGGGCGCACUGCCGAGGGGCGCCGCCGUCGAGUGGCACGCCUGGGCGCACACCGACAACAACCGCUUCGAGUAUGAAGAAACGGGUUGCAAUGUGGGCGACUACAAAGUGGCGAUAACGAGGCGGUGGAACUAUGAGAACACCGUCGCGGCGUUCGUGUGCUACGUCGCAACAGGUUCAUCCCCUUCCACAUGCCAGCUAUCGUUCCCCAGCGAGGAAGCGUGCGUGUCGCACCGGGCGCGCGCCGCGCAGAUGACGACGACCGAGAUAGAAGCCGUGCUGGAAUACGCACUGGGCAAGCUACUACACGGUCGGCCCGAGCCCACGGCCGUCAAGAUGAGGAUAUUUUACCAGGUAACGGUCGUUACCUUGUAGGUUCAUCAUACAUUUGCUAGCUAUCGUUCAGAGAAAGCGAGCGUGUCGCAGAUGACGACGGCCGAGAUCGAAGCUCUGCUGGAGUACGCACUGGGCAAGCUACUACACGGUCGGCCUGAGCCCACCGCCGUCAAAAUGAGGAUAUUCUACCAGGUGUGGAGCGCGCCGCCGCCGGCCCGCAUCCUGGAGGCGGUGUCCGGCGUGAAGGCGCGCGGCGCCGCGCUGGCGGCCGCCACCGCCGUGCCCGUGCUGGCGCUGCACAACGCCUUCACCUUCCUCUCCAUCAGCGGGCUACGCUUUGACGAGUGAUCAGACAGAGUUUGCGGUUUUCUUCUCCAGAGAGAAUGCAGAUAUGCUUUAUUGCCAGUUUAUAAAAUAUAUUUGCUGAAUAUUUUCAGUGUUUAUAUGAAUUUUGUUAAUUAUGCUACCGAGUUUACGAUAACAUAAGUCAAAUUAUAUAAAUUAUUUUUAUUGCA
Messenger RNA from Cydia fagiglandana, 3036 nucleotides. RefSeq lists its product as uncharacterized. Bases 317 to 2560 code for a protein of 747 amino acids. Gene Ontology annotation, molecular function: diphthine-ammonia ligase activity. The transcript has 14 exons. The record is from RefSeq and is a predicted model, not a curated record. NCBI's taxonomy places the organism in Eukaryota, Metazoa, Arthropoda, Insecta, Lepidoptera, Tortricidae. Gene Ontology annotation, biological process: protein histidyl modification to diphthamide.